GUAAUACAUUGCGGGGUAGAUGAUAGGUACUACUAAUUAACGUCGCCGGAAGCGAGGUAGAUGCUGGUUGCGGCCAGGGCCUUCAGUAAGAUGACCUCCCGCACUGUGAAACAUGAGCGCGCUGAUCUCGAUGCCAUGCCUGGCACUUACCGUCGUUUAUGACGAUCGAAGUAGCCUCUGUGUCCUGUGCGGAGCAUCAAAACAACACUGUCACGAUCGAUGGGCGAGACGAACCACUGCACAUGUUACAUGUCGAUGGAUCUUGCGCUUCCGGGGGGAGUACGUUUGAUUGAUAGUGGCAAAGGCGUCCGACAGAUCUGGAAUGCAGUCAGCUUCGGAAUGCCGCCAGACACAUUAACCAACAUUUGAUGAUCUCCUUGGGCUCAUUGGGCUUGUCCCUGUACGACGUGACAUGGUCCGAGAACCGGAUGCCCGACUCGAUUUUGCGG
Messenger RNA from Mycena citricolor, 449 nucleotides. Lineage: Eukaryota; Fungi; Basidiomycota; Agaricomycetes; Agaricales; Mycenaceae. The record is from the annotation of a GenBank genome assembly.